GGCGGCGGCCGCGGUUUUGUUCCGCCGGCGCCGAGGCGCGUCGUCCCCGCGGGAUCAGUGCGGCCUGUGCGGCCGCAGCCCCUCGCUCCUCCCGGCCGCGCUCGCGUUCCGGGCCCGGCGUGCUCGGCACGGGACGGCGGCCGGGCCCGGCGCGUCCCCCGCCCGCGGCGCCCCGGAGCGCGGAGGCGGGGACGGAGAGCGCGGCCGGGCGCGAGCGGCCGCCGGGACGGAGCCGAGCGACGCGAAGCUGUACCCGCUCGCAGGGCCCCGCACCCCGACGCUGUCCCCACUAGCCGGAGGGGCCCCGCACCCCGCAGCUGUUCCCCUUAGCCGGAGGGUCCCCGCACUCCGCAGCUGUUCGGGCGCUGCUGGCGUUUCUCAUAACGGCAUCGCAAGCGUCUGAGGACACUCGGAAGUGGACUUGGUGUGGCUGCCCAGCCUUCCUGCUCCGGAAGGAGGUGCAGUGCAGGCACUGUGAAAGCCUGUUUUUCCACGCCGGAGGCCUGCGGUGGCCAUGGCCAGCUCAUCUGCACGACAGGGUCCUUGCAGUGUGUGGGCCUCCUGAGGGUCCCAUGUCCUGGAGCCCCAGAGCCCCCCCAGCGUGGACAGGGGGCACGGGCCCCCGACCAUGGUCACGCUUAUAACUGAGAAGCUGCAGAAGCAGAGUCUCGAUGACCUGGCCUGGAGUGGCCGCGAUGCUGGCCUGUGCUCUGCCGGAACUGUGAGCACCAGAGGCCACUGGCUCCCUUCGGAGAUCAGAGGUCAGCGUCCCUGGACGGUCACUGGUGGGCAGACUGCCAGGUACCCCUGCACCCUCAGCCCUAGCCUGGGUGCUGUCAGUGCCUCGGACCUCAGGGAACACGCUGGCCCCCCCUUGGCACCCCCCACCAAGCGUCACUGCCGCUCCCUGUCAGAGCCGGACGAACUCGCCCGCUGCCGCUCCCCGUGGCGCCCCGGGGGCUCUACAGUCUGGACCCCUGUGUCCAAGCGGCGUUGCCACAGCGGCGGGAGCAGCACACUGCAGGGGAGCCCUGCGCCCCGGCCCUCCUCCGCCAGCAGCAGCUUCCUGGAUGGGGGCCGCAUGGAAGGGGACCCCGCCGGGCGAUCUGCAGGGCCCUGGGCGCUGUCUUCCCAGCGACGCCUGUCCCUGUCACAGGAACACCUCGCGGGCACCCGGCCCUCAGCCAGCAGCACCCCGUCGUCAACCCCUGAACUGGGCCGUCGGCUGGGCCUGCUGCGUUCCCGCUCGCAGCCCUGCGCGCUCAAUGGGAGGCAGAGCCACCGCAAACGCAGGCGUGAGGAGGAAGCGCGAGGGCCCCGCCCGUCCUUGGACUUUCUGAAAAUGACUCGAACCUUGAAGAAUUCCAAGAGCCUGUGCUCCCUCGACUAUGAGGACGAGGACGAGGAUGACACCCAGGCAAAGGCGGCCAUGUCCUCCCUGCGGGACCCCCACGGCCUGGCAACUGGCCUCACCUGUGGCUGCAGCCCCUGGGCCUUGAGAGCACUGGCGGGUGCAGAAGGCGGGGUCCUGGAGAAUUGGGGCAGCACUGGGGUGGAGGGCGUCUUCUCCCUGGACCGUGGGGAGCUGGACCUUGAACAGAUUGAGAAUAAUUGAGGAUGCUCCCUGAGCAUCUCCCGGCCCUUGUAUUGGAUGGUUGUGGAAGAAGCUGCCUCCUCCUGGUGGCUGUCGGCUGACAACCUGCAGCCCCUGGGUGCCUGGGCCCCGCCGCCCCCACUUGCUCUCUGGGGUGAGUGGGUGGCGGGCAGGUCCAGUGGUCCCCACAUUCUGGUGGCACCGAUGUUCAUUCCUGACUUAAUAAAGCAACAGGGAUUUCUAGCA
Sorex araneus (European shrew) is the source of this 1840-nucleotide messenger RNA. RefSeq names its product family with sequence similarity 53 member A (gene FAM53A). Gene Ontology annotation, biological process: protein import into nucleus. Bases 629 to 1615 code for a protein of 328 amino acids. Gene Ontology annotation, cellular component: nucleus. NCBI's taxonomy places the organism in Eukaryota, Metazoa, Chordata, Mammalia, Eulipotyphla, Soricidae. The record is from RefSeq and is a predicted model, not a curated record. The transcript is spliced from 6 exons.